Messenger RNA from Prosopis cineraria, 1635 nucleotides. RefSeq lists its product as uncharacterized. Gene Ontology annotation, cellular component: cytosol. Gene Ontology annotation, molecular function: phosphoenolpyruvate carboxykinase (ATP) activity; ATP binding. The record is from RefSeq and is a predicted model, not a curated record. Lineage: Eukaryota; Viridiplantae; Streptophyta; Magnoliopsida; Fabales; Fabaceae. Gene Ontology annotation, biological process: gluconeogenesis. Bases 1 to 1329 code for a protein of 442 amino acids. The transcript is spliced from 10 exons.
AUGAUAAAGUGGCUGCAAAUGCUUGCUGUCAAGCUUUUCAAGACAGCAUUACUUGUAUACAAUCCGUCAGUGAAGCCUACUCUAGAAGUUCACCUCAUAUGGAUCUGCAUUGCUUGUAAAAUUCUUGAUUCUUCUUAUGGUUCUUUCGAACAGGGAAAAGCAGGAUUUUCUAGUGGCCUUAACUCGGCUCUGGCUAUGAAAGGUGUAAUUGUAAUGGGAAAAGCUUUACCAAACUUGAACCCAUCUGAACUAAAGCAACAUGGUGCAGUCGUUGCUGAACCCUUAUCUGGAUUCCCUUUACAUGUGAGAGGAAGUGUUAUUGGUGAAGCGUCAAAAAUUUCAAAGGCACAAUUUGGCAAGCUUCUUAAACUGGUAACAAAUCACCUGUCAUCUGUCCCGAAUAUAUUUGUUCAUGAUGGAGCUAUUGGCUCAUUGCCAAAUUGUGAUGCAAAGGUUCGGGUGAUAAGUGAUAGUCCUUCAGCAACGCUAUCACUUUCAAAUCUUCUCUGUAAGACAAAUGCUCGAUCAAUUUCACAUGAUACUUGUCCAUUGACUGUUUAUGUAGCUACAUCUAUAAGUUCUUCUUUGAUGAAGGCUAUUAGUGUGGAAUAUCAGUCAAAUAAUGGAUUUGUGGCUGCUGAUAUUGAAAGAUCAUCCCUAGUUUUAUGUCAUAAAGCUUUCUCAGAUGCCAGUACGAUCAAGAAAGCACUAUCUGCUUUGUCUGAACCCGUGAUAUCUGCAAGAGGAGGCAUUCCUCUACGGGGAAGGAUCCUAGUAUCUGGAGAUUCUGUUUUUGUACUAUUUGCAGCAGAAGAUACAAUUCAAAGCUGUGCAAACUUUUUGGUUUCUACUGAUGCUGGCAUAAUUCUUUCUCCCCAGAGCGUUGCACCUUUGUUUCAGACUGGAAAUACUGGUGGAUCUAAUAUAUUUAAAUUGCCUGCUGCUAUUGUUCUUGUUUCUUCUGAUAGUUCUGAGUGUAUCCCUUCUAUUUCAAAGCUCUCUCCUGGUCAAGCAGCUUCUCACUUUCUAGCCGGUUAUCAAAAUGGGAACUUCGUGCCUUCAUUCAACCACGCUCCUUCAUGUAUUGAUCCACUGGAGCUUGCAAAGGCCCUUCUAGCCAAGUUGAAAGACAAUCAAAUCUCUGCCUACCUGAUUAAUAUCAACAAAGGGGGAAAGACUCUUUCUGUUAAAGAUUUUGUGAAGCUGGUAGAAUCAACUCUUUCUAAAGAUGUCCCGCCAUUCUAUGCUAAAGGUGGAGAUCUUAAAAGGAAGUACAAGGCAUUUCUAUCAGAGAAGUAUCCGAGGCUACCUGAGGAAUUUUCAUUCUGAUAAAUAUGUUGAUAGUAUGUUUAGAUUUAGGUGAACAAAUGAUAAAACUCUGGUGUCCUUGUGUCAUCAAAUCAUCUUGUGUCAGAGUUGGUUAUUUGCGGAUUUAGAUCCUUUAAAGGUUGAAGCUUGUAGAGGAUGUUAACUGCAGUGGGCAAAGAGCGUCAGAUUCUGUAGUGACAUGUUUGUAAAUAUUGAAUUGUCAGAAACUGAGUGACAACAAGCAGAAGUAAGCUCGUUACUUUUGGACAUUAUAUGAUAUCUCUCGCCUUCUUCCUGUAUAUGUGAAGAACAAUAAUUUUUCUUUUU